Heterocephalus glaber (naked mole-rat) is the source of this 3091-nucleotide messenger RNA. The record is from RefSeq and is a predicted model, not a curated record. NCBI's taxonomy places the organism in Eukaryota, Metazoa, Chordata, Mammalia, Rodentia, Bathyergidae.
UUAUCUGUUGGCUAAAAGUCAGAUAAUGUGGAUGUUGAGAAAGUUACUUAUACUGUACUGAGAGAUAGCUGCUAUGAGCACAUAAUUUCUGUGCAUAACAUGCACGGCAGAUUUUCUGUGAUUUAAGCGCAAUGAUGAUCUUCUUUACAAAAAUAUAUACGUGGUAGGGGUUCUGGCUUGUGCUCUGACAUGGUAGAAAGAGAAGCAACACAGCGGGGUGGCAGGGAGCUCAGCCCUGGAGUCAGAGCCAAUUGUGAAGCUGGUAUUUAUCAUUUAUGCUGAUCUAGGUCUGGCUAUUAAUAAAUUGCUCCAAACCUCUGAUACCUAAUCAGAAAAUUGGAGGGCCAAUAAAUACAUUCACUAGUGUCUCCAUCACUUUCUCCACUGCUGGGACAAAAUACCUGACUCCUGCAACUUAAAGGGGGAGAGAUGUAUUUUGGCUCCCAUUUUAGAAGUUUUAGCCUUCACAUGGUCAGCUGGCUGCAGGUAGAAGCAUGGUGGAACAGCCUGACACAAAGAAAGGUGCUCAAGAAGUAAGAGAGGAGACAGGAAGGGAGAUGAGCCCUUUCAUUCACACUCCACUGACCUGCUUUGUACAGCCAUACCCUGCCUCCUGACACUGAGCACCCUCACAAUCCAGUCACCACCCGCAGGUCCUUCCUCAGUGCACGAGGCCUUGGGGAACAUCCAGAUACAGCACAGUGGUACCUCGGUUCACGGACGCUUCUGUUUGCAAAUAAUUCGGUUCAUGAACAGAAGCAUUCAACAAAGUUUUGCUUCUGCUCACGACCUCUGCAUCAGGUGAUGAACAUGAUUGUGGCCAUCUUCCCCACUCUGACACGUGGUUGUGACUUCCUCUAGUUGAGAUCGUGGCCACAGACCUGUGUACACUUCCUGUGAAGUUUUUUGGGGGCUUUUUGGCACGUACAGUAGUGUACUGUAUUCAGUCCAGCUUGGCUCCAAAGAAAGUGCACAGCAACAAUAGUAAGGAGAAGGUUUUGAAGAAAAUAACCAUUGGAUGGAAGAAGGAAAUUGUAGAAAAGCAUGAGCAUGGAAUUCAUGUGACUGAUUUGGCAUUGGAGUAUAAGAUGGCGAAGUUGAAGUCAACAGUCUCAACUGUUCUGAAGAAUAAAGAUUCCAUCAAAGGAGCUGACGUGGCAAAAGGAGUCAUGCUACUAAUCAAGCUGAGCACGUAGUGCUGGAAGAGGUGGAAAAACUUUUGUUAGUGUGGUUGAAUGAAGACCAACUGGCAGGUCACAGUGUUAGUGCAGCUAUGAUCUGUGAAAAAGCCGAGAAAUUGGACGGUGACUUACUGCAAGAAAACUCCUCUCUACAAGUGCAACAAGUGAUGAAUCUAAAGCUAGUAGAGAGUGGUUUGAUAAUUUCCACUAGAGAAGUGGCGUCCACGGAAUGAUAAGACAUGGCGAGGCUUCCACUUCUGAUAAGGCCACUGCAGAAGGCUACAAGAAAUACUUUGUGGAAUUCAUGAAGGCAGAAGGUUAUGUCACACAACAGAUGUUCAACUAAAUGAAACAGGGCUCUUUUGGAAGAAGAUUCUGAACAGAACCCAUAUCACACAGAAGGAAAAGAGACUGCCCAGGACCAAGUCCACAAAGCACAUAUGGACCCUUUUGCUGUGUGUGAACACAAGUGCUGAUCUAAAGAUUAAGCCACUGUCGGUGCACCAUUCCCAGACCCCCUGUGCGUUCCAAGGACAGAAUGUGAACAAGGCCAGACUGCCUGUCGUAUGGAGGACCAAUGCGAAAGCCUGGGUCACAAGGCAGCUCAUCAUGGAAUGGCUACAUGAGAUGUUCACACUCAUCAUUAAGAAAUAUCUUUCUGAUAACCAACAGCUUGAAAGGUGCUUUCUUCUGAUGGACAGUGCCCUGGCACAGCCUCCAGCCUUGGUGGAUGACAUAGACACCGAGUAUGACUUCACAAAGGCCACCCCCCAACACACACAACACCUCUUCAGCAAGUGAUGUGCAACUUCAAGAAGCUGUGCACACAGGCACUCUUCACCUGGUGUCUUAAUGCCACCGAGGAGACGUCCUUGGCUCUGGAAGAAACAUUUCAGUGUCCUCCACUGCAUCAACCUCACUGACAAAGCCUGGGAAGAUGUCAAACACCAGUCCUUAAACUCAGCCUGGAGGAAACUGUGGCCAGAAUGUGUCACCGAACACGACUUUGAGUGGUCUGAUGCACAGGUAGUGGGGGAGAUUGUCACAUGGACAAGAGUAUGGGUCUGGACAUCGAUGGAGGAGACAUGGAGGAGCUGAUGAGGGAAGCACUUGCUGGACUCCAGAGUGAGCAGCAGAAGCUAAGAGACAAAGAAAAGAGGAAGCCCCUGAAGGAGAUCUCCCGUAUCCUAAAGGAGGGGACUCUCCCUGCAAACAGUAACCUUUCCCUCACCUUCCUGUCCUCCACGCCAGAAAUCACCUCAAGCAAGGAUGGCCCUGAAGCUGGACAGACUGUGAAGCAUGUUCAUGUCCACGUUCUUCCCAGAAAGGCUGGAGACUUUCGCAGGAAUGACAGCAUCUACGAUGAGGCUGAAGCACUCUGGAAGGCUCUUGUAAGAGUCAAACUCUGGUUGCAGCUCACCCCAGGCAGACGGUGCCUUUUACAUAGCUACUGUCUAAGACUCUGGGCUGCAGUUUCUCAGGCCAGCUUUGGGAAAGCUGGAGAAACACGACAAAGAGGAGGAAGACCGCCCGGCCUCUUGGAGAUCCGAGGAGGAAAUGGCAGCCGAAGCAGCUGUGCUCAGGGCCUACUUCCAGUGACAGCGGCAUGAAAGUAACUCAAACAAAUCCCAAGGCAUAAGGAAAUGGGCCUCGUUCUGUAGGACUCUGCAGCACUGGAAAUGAAGCCAAGCGACUUGAUUACAUCCUACAAUUCUGCAACCUUUGGCGAAGCGUUUUAUUGUACUUGUGGAAGCCACUGGGGCUAUGUUUCAAUCACGAUGACUGACAGGCUAACUUCAAAACAAUGGUACUGAUGCUCUUCCACUUCCCCAGCUCUGUUCUCAGAAUAGAACCUUUUCCAAAUUGUCCUUUAGCCCGCAUGAAAAUAAAAUGGUAGUUCAAAUGUUUUA